This is a messenger RNA of Pecten maximus, 1873 nucleotides long. RefSeq lists its product as uncharacterized. Gene Ontology annotation, cellular component: plasma membrane. NCBI's taxonomy places the organism in Eukaryota, Metazoa, Mollusca, Bivalvia, Pectinida, Pectinidae. The coding region runs from base 267 to 1283 and encodes 338 amino acids. The transcript is spliced from 2 exons. Gene Ontology annotation, molecular function: G protein-coupled receptor activity. Gene Ontology annotation, biological process: adenylate cyclase-activating G protein-coupled receptor signaling pathway. The record is from RefSeq and is a predicted model, not a curated record.
UCGGAAGGACGAGCGCGUAUCGUACACAUUCUGGCCCUAUUUACAUGGAAAACGCGUGCAGAUCGUUAAUUUCCCACCAGUAUAAGGAAAACAUACACGGGAUGGGAAAAUAAGUGGACGGAGAAAACAGUAUAUCGUUCUCUUAUAACACCGUAACGUUUCUAGGAUGCGCAAUAUUAUUCUUUGUUACUAACUCGAAACAUUACUAAACUGAAUAUCAUCAUUUUCGGACAUUUUGUCCAUCGUUGAGUAAAGUUCACGCCACAAUGGAUAUCGUUAAUGUUACAAUGGCCACUACGACACAAAAAGCGCUGAAGUCCGGUUACGAUCUAAAGGUGUACGGACUUGACAAUGGUCAGUUUCUGUCUAUCCACAUUCCGGCACUGACAUGUAUAGUACUCAGUUUUAUCUGUGCCGUAAUGAUCAUGGUGGAUUCUUACCGUCUUCAAUCUUUCAGAAGUUUUUUCUCCUGGACAAAAAGCGAGCGCUUCGUUGUGUACCUCGCUGUAUGUGAUGGAUUAUUUAACAUAGCUCAUUCCAUGGACCACCUUCACAUAGUGAUAGCCAGAGACCAUGUCCACCCCGUCGAGCUCUGCGAGUUUUACGGUUUUAUGCUUGCGGAGUUUAUCACAGCACAGAACCUAAUGGUAAAUGUGGUAGCCAUCAAUGCAUUUGUGUUGAUCUACUACAGAAAGAAUAUAUGUUUUGGGCGAUAUGACUGGAAACUUCUUCUCUGGACGUUCGGAACACCAUUUCUUGGGGCAACAAUUGCUGGAAUAGCAGAUCAACUUGGAACGAAUGGGGCAUUUUGCUACUUCGAUGGCGUGAAAGGGGAGAUAACUAACGUGUUUUUCACCACUGUUCCUCUUUUACUGGUUUUGGUAAUAAACAUCGUCUUGUACGUGCUUACAUGGUACAGAAUUCACACAGAGGGCAAGCGUCUAAAGGGUGUGAUUGGUAAGGAAGCAACCACAGUCAGAGCCUCCCACAAAGUUGCUCGGACAAUGUCAUUGUUUGUGACUGCUUUCUUCGCGCAAUGGUGGGCAAUGGCAUUGUAUGGUGUGUGGCAACUAUCGGCUGAAGUGCCACAGGCUCUAUUCCAAUUCGUCACUACCUUUUCAAACGUUGGAGGGAUCCUGAAUGGUAUUGUUUAUGUGAUUAUCAGACGCCGUAAGAUGAGUGGAUAUUAUGAGAAAGAAAAAAGUAAGUCCAAACUGGAUUCGGGUAACGGACCAAGUAUCGACAGGACCUUGGAUACUGUCGACAUGGACUCUAAGGUGUAGACUUAUAUAUUGAAAUGAACAAGAAUCAAAAGAGCACAAAUAUGUAUAUUUUUGUUCCAAAAUGGUUAAUUACAACCCCACUAUAUAUUUUCUAAUUUUUCUGACAAAUUAUAGGCUGGCGUAAUCCAUGUGUACAAUCUGUUCUCAGAAUUUCUGCACACUGGCUCGAGAUUGACCAGUCCAUGUUGUCACCUCUCUCUCAUCUACAUGAGUAUAUAUGCUCAUUAUUAUCAAUCAAGAUUUGAUAAAUUACACUGAAAUCAUUUGCUAAUUAUUGGCUAUAAUAUUGAUUUAUCCAUUGUGUAUAUAUAAUAUUUAACUACUGUUUAUUUGAAAUGAACGUCGCUUGCUUAAAUCUGCCUGAACUAAAUGCUGCUAGUUAGUGCCGGAAGUGAAUAUUAAAAUGCUCAAUGUGCCGGAAGUGAAUGUUACCUGGAUUGGUUUUUUUAGCCCUUUCGCCGCAGAUGAAACUAUUUAAGUUCACUUACAAGCCCAUGAAUCACUUAUUAUUUGAAAGUGGUAAAUGGGCUUCUUGUAUAUACUAUUGUUUUAUUGUAUUCUCAUUAAACGGCCAAAAUCCAACCCAAUAA